GCACGUCGCCUCCCCGUCUCUUUCUCCAGUUAUUUUCCCAACCAAAACCCGAUCAAUCUUUACCAGCCAAACCAAUCCCCCCCACGAAGGCAGCGACGGCAGAGCGCCCAAUGGCCAUCGAGGCGGACACGGUGGCGGCGGCGAGGGCGGCUUCGGUUUCGGUUUCGGAGACGGCGCCCAUGUCCCCGGCCGCCUCGGCGGCGGCGGCAGCGGGCACGGCGCGGCCGCGCGUCGGGUGGCUAAAGAAGCUCAUCCCGCGGGACUACCUGCCCCGGAGCCGGCGGUGGAGGCUGGCCGCCCCGUCCGCCGGCGGCGCGUCCAGGCUGGCGUCGUCGCUGUCGCGCUCGCUGCGGUGGAAGCGCCUCCCGGGGCUCUCCUCCCUCAGCCUGCGCAGCGGCUCGGCGUCGGCGGUGGUCGACGCGGUCGCGUUCCGCGUCAUGUACGUUGUGGAGGCCGUCGUGCUGGGGCUUGCGCUCUCGUGCUUCUUCCUCUGCUGCGGUUGUCACCUCUGAGCUGUUUCUUCCCCCUCUUCACCGCUACUACAGUACUACUUGGCCGGGCGUGUAACAAAUGCCAUCGUUUUCCUGCUUCUUCAGUUCUUCUGUCGAUCAUUCUGCUGUAAAUUUUCCACCUUUGAGUAUAAAAUGAAAAUUUGCAAUGUCAAUUGGCAGUUGGUUAGUUUAA
Messenger RNA from Setaria italica (foxtail millet), 684 nucleotides. RefSeq lists its product as uncharacterized. The transcript has a single exon. Lineage: Eukaryota; Viridiplantae; Streptophyta; Magnoliopsida; Poales; Poaceae. The record is from RefSeq and is a predicted model, not a curated record. The coding region runs from base 111 to 512 and encodes 133 amino acids.